AUGAAGUGUGCCACGUUUCGUCUUCUCUUUCUUGCCAAACUCAAAAACGGACAUCAUCAUCUCUUCUCUGUCUCUGUCUGUAUCUCCCUUUGUCUCUCCAGAGUUGCUGUUUUUAAAGACAGAAACAAGAUGUUUUGUUGAGCAGGAAGAGAUCUGGCAUUGAAGGCCAGAGUUCGGGUGUAUUUAGAUGUUAUGCAACAGCUGCAUAAGGAGUGUGAUUGUACAAGCUGGAAUUUUUCGCGAAACAAGGUUGCAAUUAGGCAACAUUGGGAGGAGUUUGAAUGCAAGCCGCGGCAUAAAUUAUAAGUGGAAUAGACAGGUUUUUUUAAUGAGUAGAAUAAGUAUGAUGAUUGAUUCUGAUUCUACUGAUACAAGGGGACCUACUGUUGAUCUUUUGAAGGAGAAAGAAGAUGAUGGUGGAUUUGUUAGUGGAUGGUGGAAAAGUGAAGAUGGGGAAUUGAGCUGUGGAUAUUCAAGUUUCAGGGGAAAGAGAGUUACCAUGGAGGAUUUCUAUGAUGUCAAAAGCACCAAGAUUGAUGGGCAAAGAGUCUGCAUGUUUGGGAUAUUUGAUGGUCAUGGUGGUUCUCGUGCUGCUGAGUAUUUGAAGGAGCACCUGUUUGAGAAUCUACUGAAGCAUCCACAAUUUAUGGCAGACACCAAAUUAGCCAUAAGCCAAUCAUAUCAGCAGACUGAUGUAGAAUUCUUGGACUCUGAAAAGGAUACCUACCGUGAUGAUGGUUCUACUGCUUCGACAGCAGUGCUAGUUGGUGAUCAUCUUUAUGUUGCCAAUGUGGGAGAUUCACGGACUGUGAUUUCAAAGGGUGGAAAAGCGAUUCCUCUCUCCGAGGAUCAUAAACCUAACAGAAGUGAUGAGCGGAAGAGAAUUGAAAGUGCUGGAGGUGUUGUAAUGUGGGCAGGCACUUGGAGAGUAGGAGGUGUAUUGGCCAUGUCCCGUGCUUUUGGUAACCGCAUGUUGAAGCAAUUUGUUGUUGCAGAACCUGAUAUCCAGGAGCAGAAAAUAGAUCAAGAAUUUGAAUUGCUUGUGCUCGCAAGUGAUGGUCUAUGGGAUGUGGUACCCAAUGAGGAUGCUGUUUCCAUUGCCAGAACAGGAGAAGAACCCGAGACAGCAGCUAGGAAAUUAACCGAGGCUGCUUUUACCCGGGGCAGGGCUGAUAACAUAACAUGCAUGGUAGUGAGAUUCCACCGUGCCAAGAUCGAUCCAUCCAAUGCCCAGCAGGAUUAGACAUUGCCACGUAUCCUGCAUGUAUAGAUUCAUUGAUGUUGAAGGCAAUCUAUUAUUGAUCUCUAUGCAUGCAUAUCGCUGAAUUUGCAUAUGCAGGAUCCAAUUUGUUUCUCCAUUUUUUUUUUUAAAUAAAUUUCUCCAUUUGCCCAGCUUGAGAACAUGGACUUGUGUCCUGUUGUAAGUCCAAAGUAGUUCAUAUUUUUGUCUAUCAGCUGUUUCAAUAUGAAAUGAUCAUAAACAGCAGUUAAUCUUAAGCAUGUUUAAUUAAGCCGAUUCA
This is a messenger RNA of Populus euphratica (Euphrates poplar), 1520 nucleotides long. RefSeq names its product probable protein phosphatase 2C 76. The transcript is spliced from 9 exons. Gene Ontology annotation, molecular function: protein serine/threonine phosphatase activity; cation binding. The record is from RefSeq and is a predicted model, not a curated record. Lineage: Eukaryota; Viridiplantae; Streptophyta; Magnoliopsida; Malpighiales; Salicaceae. Bases 188 to 1243 code for a protein of 351 amino acids. Gene Ontology annotation, biological process: protein dephosphorylation.